AUGGCACCAGCAGCGGUGUUACCAGAGCGUCCCUCGACUACCUUACCGUUCCAUAACGGGGUGAAGAAAUCGGCUUCCUAUGUACAGCCAAAGGCACCAUUGAUCUAUUCGGGCUCGCUAGAUCACUACAAGUCAUUCGAUCCGACCAAUGUCAUUGGUAGAGAACUCCCUGAUCUACAACUCAGCGACAUCCUCGGCGAUGACAGCAAGAUUCGUGAUCUUGCAAUUUUGGUCUCUCAACGCGGCGUCGUCUUCCUCCGAAACCAAAAUCUCAACAUUGACGACCAAAAGAUCCUAGGCCAAAAACUAGGCGAACUGACCGGCAAACCAUCAACCUCCAAACUCCACAAACACGCCCUCUUCAACGCCUCCCGCGGCCUCAAAAUCGACGAGCACGGCCACGCAGAUGACGAAAUCUCCAUCAUCUCCUCCGUGCAGAAUCGCCAACACGACGCAGCAAAGUACAAAGCUGCAUCACCUUACCUCGCAUCUGGAGGCUGGCACGCCGACAUCUCCUUCGAACCUAUUCCCAGCGACUACGCGAUUCUCAAGAUCACAGAGGUCCCCGAGGAUGCAGGUGGCGAUACGUUGUGGGCCAGUGGGUAUGAAGCUUACGACCGCCUCUCGCCAGCUUUCAAAACUCUCGCGGAGGGUUUGACGGCUACGCACCACACACUUGAGUUCCUCAACACAGCGCGGAAACACAAUUUAAAACUCUUCGAUGGGGAGCGUGGUGCGCCUGAGAAUGUUGGGCUAGACUUCGAGGCGAGCCAUCCAGUCGUGCGAACGAACCCUGUCACCGGCUGGAAGAGUCUGUACGGCGCAGCAGGCCAGCUGAAGGAUGGUUGGAUCGAUGGUGUGACGCCGCGAGAGAGCGAGAUUCUCAAAGACUACUUCCUCCAGCUCAUCGCGAAUAAUCACGACCUUCAAGUCCGGUUCCGGUGGGGUGAGAAUGAUGUGGCGAUUUGGGAUAAUAGGAGUGCGUUUCAUACUGCUACGAAUGAUUACUAUGGCAGCAGGCAGGGGAAUCGAGUCGUGAGUCUGGGUGAGAAGCCGUACUACGAUCCGAAGUCGGUCUCGAGGAGGGAGGCGCUUGGUCAGACAUGA
Messenger RNA from Fulvia fulva, 1107 nucleotides. Its product is annotated as Alpha-ketoglutarate-dependent dioxygenase oryG. Gene Ontology annotation, molecular function: 2-oxoglutarate-dependent dioxygenase activity. The transcript is spliced from 3 exons. Bases 1 to 1107 code for a protein of 368 amino acids. Lineage: Eukaryota; Fungi; Ascomycota; Dothideomycetes; Mycosphaerellales; Mycosphaerellaceae. Gene Ontology annotation, cellular component: cytoplasm. The record is from RefSeq and is a predicted model, not a curated record.